This is a messenger RNA of Phaedon cochleariae (mustard beetle), 1996 nucleotides long. The record is from the annotation of a GenBank genome assembly. Lineage: Eukaryota; Metazoa; Arthropoda; Insecta; Coleoptera; Chrysomelidae.
AGAUUGAUAAUAAAAAAUCCAAAAUGGCCACUGGAAGAUAGCAAAUCUGUCAGUGGAUGUGGUUUUUGUGUUAUUUGUGGUUUAUUUUCUGAUAAUAAUGGUGCUAGUGCAUUAAAUAAUGGUUUUAUACAGUGUCCUCUCAAAGAAGUAACAAGCCGUUCCGAAAAUGGUAUCCGAAGAAUUCAUAAAAGCGGAAUAUCCAUUACAUUGGUGUGUAUGGCACAAUGACUACCAGAACUUAAAAUCUCUACUUAAUUCUAAAGAGCAUGAUAAAGAAAAACAAGAUAAUAGGGGGCGAACUCCCUUAAUGUUGGCUGUCACAUUGGGGCAUUUGGAAUCCACUAGAACUUUAUUGAAUUCUGAAGCCAACGUUAAUUGUGAGAAUAUGAAUGGAUGGACAGUUGUACAAGAGGCUGUGGCUACAGGUGAUCCAGAACUAUUGCAAAUAGUUUUGGAAAGUAGGGAUGUUCAAAGAUACACUAGUCGUAUGGCAGGUAUUCCUGAACUGUUACAAAAAUUAAAAGAAGCACCUGAUUUUUAUGUUGAAAUGAAAUGGGAAUUCACCAGUUGGGUGCCUUUGGUGUCACGAAUGUGUCCAAGUGAUACUUACAAAGUAUAUAAACAAGGGUCCAGUGUGCGAAUAGAUACAACAUUAUUGGGAUUCGAUCACACUAGUUGGCAGAGAGGAAACAGAAGUUACAUAUUUCAAGGCCAAAAUGAUGGUGCCACCAUGAUGGAGAUCGACCACGACCUACAGCAAGUGUAUUGCGAACAGAUGCGGACCACGGAAGAGUCGUUGGGAGUGCUGAUACCGAACGAAGAAUCGGUGUCUCAGAGGCUAACCACACCUAUCGUUACGACGUACAUAGACACCGAGAAAAUUAGCUUUGAAAGGAAUAAAGCCGGCAUGUGGGGCUGGCGAUCGGACAAGACUGAAGUGAUAAACGGGUACGAGUGCAAAGUGUUCAGCGCGACGAACGUGGAACUGGUGACGAAAACGAGAAGCGAACACCUCACGGAAACGGACAAGGCGCGCAGCAAAAACAACAAGCACCCUUUGCAGAACUUCCUCGGUAUAGCCGAGGUGGGGGAGAGUCAGGCGGCCGCCUUACUACCGAACAAUUGUAUGUUCCAGGAAGAAUACUCGAACUCGAGCAACCCGUGCAACAUAACGCCCGACGAAUACUUCGAUUGCUCGGUGGACCUAUCGGCUCUAGGCAGAGACAUAGGCCGGCCCAAGGAGGUCAACGUCAAGGUCCAGAAGUUCAAGGCCAACCUGUGGUUGUGCGAGAACUACCCGCUCUCGCUGCCCGAGCAGAUCCUGCCGAUAGUGGACCUGAUGGCCAUCUCCAGCACGCAUUUCGCCAAGUUGAAGGACUUCAUUCAGAUGCAGCUUCCGGCUGGUUUUCCAGUCAAAAUAGAAAUUCCACUGUUUCAUGUCCUAAACGCGAGAAUAACUUUUGGCAAUAUAUUCGCAAUGGAUGCCAAAGUACCAUAUGUCACCAAAGUUGAAGAAGAAGAUAGGGUCACCUGUGUCUUGGAUGAAGGUUUAUUCAGGUGUCCCUCAGGGUAUUCCCAGAUUGGUAAUAAUGGUGUUGAUGGUCGGCGACAAUUUGGUAUGGAAGAAGAGGAUGAUCUGCUUCAGUUUGCUAUACAACAAAGUCUUAUAGAUGCUGGUACAGAAAAAGAAGAGGUUGAUAUAUGGGAAGCUCUAAAAGCUCAGAAACCGUCCAGGCCCACUACACCGAAUUUACUUGGAGAAGAAGAACGGCAGUUACAAAGAGCGAUCCAAGCCAGCUUAGAGCUUUAUCAGCACGACACCGAAGAUCCGGAAGUGCCGGAGUCGAGUACCCCGGAAGGCGACAGCGACUUGCACAUGGCCCUCUUGUUGUCGCAAAAAGAACUAGAAAGGAAACGGCAAAGGGAGGAAGAGGAGCGAAAAGAGGAACAACAGCUGCUGGAAGAGAUAUUGGCACUGUCCCUGAAGGAAAAGUAA